ACGGGGCGGGGCACAGCUUUGCGGAGCCCUAGCGCAGCGCUGGGGAGGGGGGGCGGCCGAAAGGGGGGCGGUGGUCGGGCCGCGCAGGCGGAGAUGGAAUGGGGCCCGGGCUCAGACUGGUCACGGGGGGAGGCUACCGGCGUGGACCGCGGGAAGGCGGGGCUGGGGCUCGGCGGAAGGCCACCCCCGCAGCCGCCCCGGGAUGAGCGCGCCCAGCAGCUGCUGGACGCGGUGGAGCAGCGACAGCGGCAGCUCCUGGACACCAUCGCCUCCUGCGAGGAGAUGCUGCGGCAGCUGGGCCGUCGGCGCCCGGAGCCGGCUGGUGGCGGGAACAUCUCAGCCAAACCGGGAGCGCCGCCCCAGCCAGCUGUCUCCGCCAGAGGUGGUUUUCCAAAGGAUGCUGGUGAUGGAGCUGCGGAGCCUUGACCAUCCCAAGCCGGGUGCCCUGAUGUCUCUCCCUCCCCAGGGCUGGUGGCUGGACUCUGAAAACUCCCUUCAGUAAAGGGGCCAGUCUUCACAGGCGGUGGCUGGUACUUGGCCUUCAGCCUGGGGUGGCAGCUCUUGCUAGCAGCUGGGUUCACUCCCACUUCAUCCUGGCUGAAGGCACUACUGCGCUUUGAAAUGUAGCCAACGAAUACCCAAUCUGACUACUUGGAUUUGGGUGGACCAGCAGUGCUCGCCAGAGAGGUCUGGCCCACUUUGGGGGUUCCAGGUGGUAUUACAUGUCCAUUUCAUGCUUUGGGGGCUCUUAGUCCCACAAAACACCUUCAGCAGAGCCUUGAUUAAAAGGAAACCUACAGAC
Messenger RNA from Heterocephalus glaber (naked mole-rat), 802 nucleotides. It is a transcript of the gene CUNH1orf122, whose product is annotated as chromosome unknown C1orf122 homolog. Lineage: Eukaryota; Metazoa; Chordata; Mammalia; Rodentia; Bathyergidae. The record is from RefSeq and is a predicted model, not a curated record.